This is a messenger RNA of Cuculus canorus (common cuckoo), 2890 nucleotides long. It is a transcript of the gene GHRHR, whose product is annotated as growth hormone releasing hormone receptor. Gene Ontology annotation, cellular component: plasma membrane. Gene Ontology annotation, biological process: adenylate cyclase-activating G protein-coupled receptor signaling pathway; cell surface receptor signaling pathway; positive regulation of cell population proliferation. The record is from RefSeq and is a predicted model, not a curated record. Lineage: Eukaryota; Metazoa; Chordata; Aves; Cuculiformes; Cuculidae. The transcript has 14 exons. Gene Ontology annotation, molecular function: growth factor binding; G protein-coupled peptide receptor activity; growth hormone-releasing hormone receptor activity. Bases 1 to 1428 code for a protein of 475 amino acids.
AUGAAGCGAUCCCAAAGACAAGUCAGUGCUGAAAAGAGCCCAUUUUUUGUUGGUUACGGGGAAAAAAGCAAUAAAACCUCAUGCACACACCGAAAAGAAAGCUUGCUAACUUCAACUCUCCGAAGACAUCUUGUAUUGCACAUACUCCAUUCUCUUGCGGUUCCAAAUUACAAUCAAGUCCUGAAGGUUUCAUCUCCACAUAAGCCUUGUGUUGCUGGGAAUGUCCACCCAGAAUGUGAUUUUAUGACAGAGUGGAAGCAAAAGGAGGCUGAAUGUCUGGAGUAUCCAGAAGAGCAUGGAAAUACAACACCAUCAGGUUGCAAGAGAACUUGGGACAAAUUACUGUGCUGGCCAGAGGCAAAUGCUGGAGAGACUCUUGCUUUACCGUGCCCAAACAUCCUCUUUCACUUCAUGAAGGAGCCAGCUGGAAUAGUAACAAGGAACUGCACAAAGAAAGGCUGGUCUGAUCCAUUCCCUCCCUACCAUAUUGCUUGUCCGGUAGAAGAUGAGAUCCCACUUGAAGAACAGUCCUAUUUUUCUACUAUAAAGAUCAUCUACACCGUAGGAUACAGUGUCUCUAUCACCUCACUCAUUAUUGCUGUGACGGUUCUUAUUGCAUUCAGGAGGCUUCGCUGCCCCAGAAAUUAUAUCCACAUACAGCUCUUUUUUACUUUUAUAUUAAAAGCUAUUGCCAUUUUCAUUAAGGAUGCUGUUCUUUUCCAAAAGGAAGACAUUGAUCAUUGCAGCUUCUCUACAACUGAAUGCAAGAUCUCAGUUGUCUUUUGUCACUACUUCAUGAUGACAAAUUUCAUGUGGCUGCUGGUAGAGGCUCUUUACCUGAACUGUCUACUACUUUCAUCCCUUUCUCAUGGAAGAAGGUAUUUUUGGUGGCUUGUUCUAUUUGGCUGGGGUUUUCCAACGAUUUUCACCCUUAUCUGGAUAUUAACAAAACUCUACUAUGAAGACACAGCAUGCUGGGAUAUUAAUCAAGGCUCUCCAUACUGGUGGCUAAUCAAAGGACCCAUAAUCAUUUCUGUUGGGGUCAAUUUUGUCCUAUUUAUCAAUAUCAUCAGAAUUUUGCUGAAAAAACUAGACCCUAGACAAAUCAACUUCAAUAACUCUUUUCAGUACAGACGUCUCUCAAGGUCAACUCUACUUCUAAUUCCAUUAUUUGGAACCCAUUAUAUUGUCUUCAACUUUCUUCCGGAAUAUACCAGCCUGGGGAUUCGGCUUUACUUAGAACUCUGCAUUGGAUCUUUUCAGGGGUUUAUUGUAGCAGUUCUCUACUGUUUCCUGAACCAAGAGGUCCAAACGGAAAUUGGCCGGAGGUGGCACGGUAAGAGAUAUGGACUUAUGCCAGUGCGGAGGAGGACGAGAUGGACUGUGCCAUCUAGUUCUGGAGUAAAAAUGACCACAUCUGUGUGCUAAAGAUGGCCUCAGGAUCUGGACCAAUCACGUCUAAAAGUCUGAUUAGAAAAUAAAACCAAUAAAACAACAAAGAAGCCAAAAAACUCACCAAGCAUGAUGAUUGCAGUUUAUAUUGAGUAAAGUGGAGGCAGUUCUGCCCACCAGACAUCUUUUUGCUGGACAAGUAUUGCAGCAACAUAUUAAACACUGUCUGGCUGAUCAAAAUGCCCCUUUCAUUGAUAUACUAUGCAUCACAGCAAACACAAAAAUAAACUUUUGUUGGUUUACUUCCUGUGCAUUUUCAUUGAUGAACCAGCAUAAUGUGUACAGGGAGUGGACACCAGUAGUAUCUUUCAGUGACAACAUAGAUGAUCAUCUCUGGAAACUGGUAUUCAGUCCUCAUGCAAUGGGAAAUGGAAUCUAUCCAGCUUGUGCAAGCUUUGUUCCUUGAUCUGAAUCAGUAGAUGUGCAAAAAGGAAGUCAAAUGUCUUGUUGAACUGCAAACCAAUGAUUUAUAUUGUCCUUCUAUAUUGUCUCUUUGGAAGCAAAAGGAUUCAAAGCUCAUAAUAAACCCCAAUACAUUCUCAUAUUCUAGUGUUAACCCAAUAGCUACAAGUUAGAAAGUUUCUGAUAGUAAAGUAGCAGCAAGUAGAGGUGUUGGGAAGGACAAAGCCCCGUAACAUAAUCGUUAAGGAAUAACUGCUCUUUGCAAGUAAAUUAAUAAGAAAACUAAACGUUUGCGCAAAAGAGAAAGAGACCCAUGGGAGAUGGAUUAGGAGAUCGCUAGGAGUACUGCUAAGUAUUUUCUUAUGUGUGACUGUUUUUGCUUUCCAGUGUUGUAAAACAUUCAGAAGCUUGAAAUAAACUUGCAUUCCCAGUGUUUGUACUUGAGGGGUUUGGUUUGAGUGGUUUUCUUUUUUGUUUUGGGGUUGAUGAAUGGAUUGAUGAACUUCUUUGAUGGGAAUAUCAAGACUUGAAGGAAUGAAGAAAGCUAAACUGUACUGAACACUGAGGACUAUCAGACAAAUGCAUUUUCAUGCUGCUCUUCUGGACAUUUCAGUGAGCAGCCAAUCCCACCUAAACAAUGGAAAUUAUAAUAGAGAAAAGUGGAGCUGCCUUUGUUUUUCCUUUGCUGUAUCCGUGUAAUUACAACUAACAUGGACAAGUGGAAUGUGAGAAGAGAAGGCUCAGAGGAGAUCUUACAGCGACCUUCCAGUACCUGAAGAGCGUCUACAGGAAAGCUGGAGAGGGGCUAUUCAUAAAGGCUUGUGGGGAUAGGACCGGGUGGAAUGGGUAUUAAUUGAAGAGGGGCAGAUUUAGACUAGACAGUAGGAAGAAUUUCUUCACAAUGAGAGUGGUGAGACAUUGGAACAGGUUGCCCAGGGAAGUUGUGGCUGCCCCGUCCCUGGAGGUGUUCAAGGCUGGGUUGGAUGGGGCCUCAGGCAGCCUGAUCUAGUGGGAUGUUGCUGCCCAUGGCAGGGGA